AUGAUAACCCCUAUAGAUGACACAGUACGGGCCUACGGACACUCGAGCAUGGUGCUUGAUCGUACCGUAGCCGCAUUUGCUAAAAUGAGGUCAGAAGAUCCUGGUAUAACAGGCUUACUGCCUACCACUUUAUUGCAUGAUCUACUAGUGUGUGGCAACUCUAUCUCUCUCCUUCGAGCACUGGCUCCUAAGCAUCAGGUAUUGCUCAGCUUUGAAAAGUUUCCUGGGCUUCACUUUCCCGAAAAACAUUCUGAUAUUGAUAAAAUAAAGCAUUUAUCGGCCAAAUAUUUGGAAGAAGUACAGCUAACUAUCAGAAAGUCCUAUCCGGUUUGGCAAGUCAACUUUCUAGUUUUUUACUAUAAACUUGGCUGCCUUCUUAUACUCACUUUUUUCAUAUAUUACUCUCUCCACCUGGCUGUAAAACGCGCAGAUUUCGAGCGGAAACAGCGCGCAUUCAUCGAGCUUAAAGAGGCAGCUCGUCAGAACUUAGAAGCUAAAAAAAUAGCCAAAAUUAAGGAACGACAGCAAGAUAAUGCUGUGCUUGAUUCAAUGAAUCGGUCGGAAAAAAAGCGAGGCCUGUUAAUCGCGGAUAUCAGGGAUGAAUUAAUUCAAAAAUAUGCCGAGAUGACAGACGAAGUUGAUAGUCGAAUACGAACUUCUGAGUUUCGGGUCGGCCUCGACUUCGCCUCUUCUCACGAGCUGGGCUCAAAAGAAGGCAUCUCUCCAUCGGAGAUAUCUCAACUUUCUACUCCAAUUACUUCCCCGGAUAGCUUAUUAGUCUCUCAUUCUGAACAA
Molecule: messenger RNA, 795 nt
Organism: Protopolystoma xenopodis
Lineage: Eukaryota; Metazoa; Platyhelminthes; Monogenea; Polystomatidea; Polystomatidae
Source: the annotation of a GenBank genome assembly